GGUCAAUACUCAUCUGAGUAUGGCACAUGCUUACUGUUACGAAAUGAUGAAGAAGAAGAAUGCGUCUAUCGUUCUUUACUUAUCCAAGUUUUUGCUGCAUUUAGAUAUUCCGAUGGGAAACAGUUCUUCUGUCAAGGAAUUGAUUUCUGAAGUUGAAAUUAUAUUGACAGAGAAAAACUUGUUGGAGAAAGCACCCAAAAAAAAUAUGCAGAAAUUCUUGGAUAAAUUGAAAUCCAGAUUGGAAGAACAAAGCGGAAUAACAACGCUAGAAACUAUACAAGAAGCAACAAAUGCUGAAGCUUCUAAUACUGAUGUCAGCAAUAACUCGAGUAGAAAUGACAUCAACGUUGACAAUAGAGACAGCGGUAGAAUCCCCACGAACAAAACCGACUCUACUGAAGAAAACCAAGAAGAAGCAGUCAACGAUUGUUCUGGAAACAAAGAUGUAGUUUCAAAUAAGGAUAGUUCAGUUGGCGAGGUGGACGAAAAUAGAAGUUCUCCUGUGAACUCAGGCAAAAAAGUUGAAAACAAAAAGCGAACAAGGCCGAAGAAGGCACGUCAAAGAAAGGAUCGAAGUAAAGCUACGAAUGAUCUCCUCGAAACUGAAAGCGACGCGCUAACCACUGAUUCCGAAGCCGGACUGAGGUGUAUGAAGCCAUUGAGCAAAAAACUCAAAGUUUGCGUGACUCGGGCUAAUCUGAAUGCUUUGCAAAUUGAUAAGAAUACCAAAUCAGACGAUAGUUCGACCAAACAAAAUACCGACAAGGAUAAAUCACCGAGCACUGACAAUACUGACAAAUCGACUUCGGAAGAGAGUUUGCAGACUGAAGAGAAUCUCAGGUUGACGAAUUCUGACUCUGCUGAAUCGAACAGAACUGAAAAUUCCGACUCUAAUAACAGGCAAAAGAGAGAAAAGUGCCUUCCGGAUAUUGUGGGGAGAUCAAAGAGGAGAAUUAAAGCCAAAACCAUCGGUAAAAACAAUGGAGGGCUCGGUAGCCAGAGGAGCGAUAAUGAAAGUUCAAGUGAUCUCGAGAAGGAAGCGAGGAGGUUGAGUAAAAGGCUCAAGUUGCAGAGUUUGGAUUUGAAUAAGGUCGGGAGAGUGGACGGGAGGAGAAAUAAUGUUUUAGCGAGGUUGCAGAAACAAAAAAGGGCUGAAAAUUCGAUAGAUCGAAGACUUCCCGAUAUCCAGAACGAUUCGAAGACGAUACGGAGGACGAGGAGUCAGAAUAGCGACACUAGAGUUUCUGAAGAUCUUGAUUCGGAUCAGGACACUAUUUUACAUACUAUUAUACACGACAUAUCACAGAUCCAAGAGAUGGAAAACAUUUCGUCAUUCAGUUCACCAAAUGGUAGCUUCGGUUCUCAAAGAAGUUUGAGGUCUAACAGCUCAUCUAUUUUGCCUCUUUCCAAGAAAAAUGGCAGUAAAGUAAUUGACUCGGAAAAGACAUCAAAGAAUGAUUCUCUGCGACGUUCUGCUAGGAAAGUAAAAUGAAAUUGACUUUCAGAAAGUUUUUAUAUUUAUCGAUUUUAUUAUUGUACAUCAUUUUAAUAAAUUUAGUUUUGCUUCUUUGACAAAGAGGUUAUUUGUAUAGUGUAAUUCAAUUGGGUUGGCAUUAAAUGUCUUCAAUCCAAGAAAAAAAAUACAGUUCAAAUCAAUCAUUAGUUUAUAAGAGACAAAUUACAUAUCCAUUAAUUGUUAUUCGUCAUGUUUCAGUGAGUUGCAAAGAAAAUAGAGAGUUAUUGGAAUAAAGUAAAAGGUUUAGCAAAACUACUAUUUGAUGUUUUUUUUAUGUUUGAUAUGGUUUAAUAUAAGUAUUGAAGAUUGGGCAAUAAUAUGUAUUUGACGUUUCUUCUUGUUUCAAAUCAAUAAUAUAACAAGAGUUUUCCACUGAAAUUAAAAAUUGACCUAACAAUAACUCUCUUACAGUAAAACAUUUCUUCCUUCAAUUCACCAUGUGAAUAUCUUUAUAUGAAUAUAUUUUUGUAUAUAUUAUCAAAAAUUGAAUAAAGCAAGGAAGAAAUUUA
This is a messenger RNA of Leptinotarsa decemlineata (Colorado potato beetle), 2025 nucleotides long. Its product is annotated as condensin complex subunit 3. Lineage: Eukaryota; Metazoa; Arthropoda; Insecta; Coleoptera; Chrysomelidae. Gene Ontology annotation, cellular component: cytoplasm; condensin complex; condensed chromosome. The record is from RefSeq and is a predicted model, not a curated record. Gene Ontology annotation, biological process: mitotic chromosome condensation.